Messenger RNA from Monomorium pharaonis (pharaoh ant), 1164 nucleotides. RefSeq lists its product as uncharacterized. The coding region runs from base 315 to 734 and encodes 139 amino acids. The record is from RefSeq and is a predicted model, not a curated record. NCBI's taxonomy places the organism in Eukaryota, Metazoa, Arthropoda, Insecta, Hymenoptera, Formicidae. The transcript has 3 exons.
GAAGUCGCGACACCCCCAGUGGCGGUCGGUGCUCUCAGCUUCGGGCCGAGGGAUCGGCGCCACCUCGAAGAACGUUGCUGCGUCGUGGACGCCCGAUCGACCGGGAUCGAGCAGACGUCUCGAAGACAUCGAAGAGACAUUCUCGUCUUCCUGGUUCCGCGUGGACGCCUUUUGCGCGACCAUAUAUCGUCGCGUGCCGAUUCUUCCUCCUGGAACCACCGCGCCGCAUGUCGUAAGUCGAGGUGGCUUCACUGGCGCGGUAACAAGACUACGCAACAUCCCGGCGAUAGGAUUCAGGAUCGCGCGUUGUUAAUAUGGGCAUCAGCUUCAUUUCGUUGGUCGUGGUGACUAUGGUACCGAUAAUCACCGGUAGUUUCGGAUGUGCUGUGGGGAAGAGGAGCACCACGGGCGACAGCAUCGCUAUCGAGAACAUCGACUAUCCCGAUUACUCGUCGCCUAAACACAGCAAUCCGGUAAUGCCAAAAAGAGCGGCUCUAUUACUCGAUCAAUUUCUGCUAGCUCUACAAAAGGCCGUUGAUCACGGAAAAAGUUCAACUGGAAGUACAUCUUAUAAGCAAGUUGUAAGCAAGUCACCAACGCAUCGUUUCCUAGCUGCCAACUCGGAAAUCUUUCCUAUAGUGGAUGAUCAAAUGAUGGACCUGAAACGACGCGGACACAAGAAUGAUCCUUGGCUUUGUUACUUCAAUGCUCUCGCGUGUUACAAAAAGAAGUGAUAAUGAUUAGGCAGCCGUCAAGUUUUCCUCAACUCCUAAAGACCGAAAGAAAGCACGCGAAAUUUCGUAUUAUUUCCUCGACUUAGCUGCAGCAGCACGAAGAGAUUGUAGCGGUGUUUUCUUCUAGAGUAAAAAAGAACAAGUAAAGAUCAAGAAUGUACAGUAGCACAAAUUCGCACGUUUGCUAUAACUUGGAACGACGAGACGAGUCUCCUUCGAUCUCUUCAUUUUUUUUUUUUUUUUGGCGCGCCAAAGCUCUACCUUUAAGCUCUUGUCCUCUAUAUCGCCGUCCCCUUUAUUCGCGAAUCAUAUGUGAUAAGAGCGCAUCAAGAAAAAAUAAUCUACACUUACUUUCUCUCUUGCUUAUAAAGUAACUGACUGAACAUCUGUUAUCAAUUAAAUAACUCUCUUCAAGCAUAUCAAACCAAAA